Messenger RNA from Penicillium lagena, 1218 nucleotides. RefSeq lists its product as uncharacterized. The transcript has a single exon. The coding region runs from base 1 to 1218 and encodes 405 amino acids. NCBI's taxonomy places the organism in Eukaryota, Fungi, Ascomycota, Eurotiomycetes, Eurotiales, Aspergillaceae. The record is from RefSeq and is a predicted model, not a curated record.
AUGUCUCGAUUCAAGUUUUACGCCAAGCUCGCAAUUCUGGCGAUCGUCUUAAUGACUACGCUCCAUUUAGCCUAUCCUUCUGCGCCCUCCAUCUGGCAUCUGAGUCGCGUUGCUGCCGGAUACCAACAUACGGCCACCUCUAAUGCCCAUACCCAUCUUAAAGAAGAUAAGGCUGAGCCAACUUACGAUAAAGGAGAUCAGCAGGGCCCAACUUAUCAGCCCCAAGAGAACGUCGCUAUUGAAGAAGAAUCGAGUGCGACGUAUGCCACUCAAGAGAGCGUUGCGCAUCAGAUCCAGUCUUCCUCUGCAGAACAAAGUAGCCCACAAGCUCCCCAAGAGCCUGAGAAGCCGAAGGAUGAAUUCGACGACCUGCCCGAAGAAACUGCGGAAGAGCGACACUGCUUCAGGAGUGAAACACAAUCCCCUGACCCGAUCCCUAAGGUCCUGAACUUCAUAUGGCUCAAUCGGGCUGAACUGUCCUUCAUCAGCUACCUGAGUAUGCGAGCCGCGCUAGUGUCUCUCCAGCCAGACCGGAUCAAUCUACACCAUACCGGCCUCAACGAUGACAACAAAUGGUUACGGAAGCUGCGCGCUAAUCUCACCCUCAUUCACCACGACCUACACCAGGAAUAUCCGAAACAAGUCGAGGAGAACUGGCAUCUAGCUCACAUCUCGGACGUGAUGCGGCUAGACAUGAUAAAGCGCGACGGUGGGAUCUACUUCGAUAUGGAUAUUAUCGCUCUUCAACCCUUUGACAACCUGCUACAUAGCACGAAAGACGUUGUUCUCGGCCACGAGGGUCGCAACCGCGGUGGGCUUUGCAACGGCAUCCUUCUAGGGCGAAAGGGCGCUGCAUUCUUGGACCGCUGGACGGCUAGCUACAACACCUUCGAUGUACGUGAGUGGAACACCCACUCGGUCAUGCUCCCCGCAGAGUGGUCCAUCGCGUUCCCCGAAGAAAUCUGCACCCUUUCGCCACAAGUCUUCUUCUGGCCUAGCUGGGGAGACGGUAUAGAGUAUAUGCACAGGCUACUUACCGACGCCCAGGCCAGAGACUUUGAGAAGACUCUUGCCAGCCACAAUGGCAGUAUGUACCCGCAUCAACUCGCUUAUCAUGCCUGGCACCAGGUGACGCCACAGCUGGACAGCUUAACGCCCGAGAUUAUAAAGACGCAGAACACUCGGUUCAAUAUGCUGGUUCGGCGAUUUAUAGAGUAG